UCACAUCGGAGCUCGACGGGCUCGAACUAGACGGGUUUCGCGGCGAGGUUAAGUUCCUGACGUGUUCGCGAAUGUGCUUGACCGGAGAGACCGAACUAUUUCGGCCGAUCGGCUGAUCCGCUCGUCACGUGACGUUGGCGACGACCUUGGUGAUCGUCCCGUUUUACGAUAAAUCGAUCACGCGCGAGGAAAGGCACUAAAUAGGGUGUAUCUCGCAAAAUUAGAAGAGGUUGGUGAACUGCAAGCAAAAUGUGUAAAAGGUAUUUCUCAUCAAAAAUAUCGGAUUGGUGUAAUAUCCAAAUCCAUGAAAAACUUGAGUGCAAGAGAAACGCGAGAGAAGUUACAAAAAUCUAUGAUGAGAAGAGAACAACAGCUUUACGAGAUAGAACAAACUUUGCCAAAGCCAAAUGGCACAUACCUUAAAAUUAUUCUGGGCAAUGUCAAUGUCUCCAUAUUGAAUAAAAGUGAUAAAUUCAAAUACAAAGAUGAAUAUGAGAAGUUUAAGUUAGUUCUAUCAGUAAUUGGUUUCGUGUUGUCUGUAUUAAAUUUGUUUACCAAUAUAAGGACUCUAGAACUUAGUUUUAUGUUCCUCCUGGUUUGGUACUACUGCACAUUAACGAUAAGGGAAAGUAUACUUAAGGUAAAUGGUUCAAGAAUAAAAGGCUGGUGGAGAUUUCAUCACUUCCUCUCGACCGUUGUGUCCGGUGUUCUACUAGUAUGGCCAAACACAGGAGCGUGGUACAAAUUCCGCGGCCAGUUCAUGUGGUUCAAUGUAUACAUCAGCGUAGUUCAAUACUUACAAUUCCGAUACCAACGUGGCGUGCUCUACCGAUUAAAAGCACUGGGCGAGAGGGAUAACAUGGAUAUCACCAUCGAAGGUUUCCAUUCGUGGAUGUGGCGUGGUCUUUCGUUCUUGCUUCCAUUCCUUUUCCUCGGCUAUCUGUUUCAACUACAUAACGCAUACACGUUGUAUAAGUUGGCGUUCCAUCCAGAAGCAACGUGGCAUGUGCCAGUGCUUAGCGCAAUGUUCUUAGUGCUGUUUCUGGGCAACAUCACAACUACUAUUAUGGUGAUCCCUCAAAAGCGUCGGGAACGUGUCAAGCACCAUCUGUUCGCGUCCGGGGGAGAAAACACGCACGAUAAGGAAAGCAAGAAUGAUAAGGACGAGUGAGAGAAGGAAAAAGACACGGUACUUCCGGCUGAUCAGUUGGUGAGAGACACAACCAGACCACCGAAACUGGAUUACAACGAGUAAUAAGAAAUAAGACGAGACUAUUAUGCUGUAUAUGGGUGCUGGUGCCAGUUUCUUCUAACGUAACAAACGAUACUUCUCUUUUUCUCUCUAUCUGUUGCGCUCUCGUUGCGCUUGAACUGUGCGCAUGGAGAAGAAAAAAAAACGAAAAAACAGGCAUGAUAAUCGAAGGCAUGACACUUUCAUGUGACUUCGAAUGCAACGUGAUUUGUUUUCGAUUAUGUUCUUGGACAAAGUUCGUCAUCGAUUGUUCUUCCGGGAUCGCUCUUUCUAUAGGCUGUCCUGAAAUAAACGGACUCAAUCUCGACGAUACAUUUCGCAAAAGUUUUGUGUCGAUUCUUUCGGGGACAAGGUUCUUUCCCUGCUGUCUUCCUAUUUUUAACUUCAGAAAAUCUCAAGAAUUGAGAUUCCACUUUAAGUCGAAAUCUAUUGGUAGCAAACUAUAAAAAUGCGUCAUUUCUUUAUUUUUUUUUUACCUUGCGUUCUAAUAAAAAUUUCUCAUUUUAAAUUAUUCGAGGAUAACGCGCAACUUUUUUGUCACACCGCUUGUUUUCACAUUUGCUUAGCAAGUUUUAAUUUGCUAACAAAUUCUCUUCUACGCCGGAUUUAAGUAUGCAAUCAAAAUUUUUCUAUCUGCCCAAAGUUUUGAAAUUGCUAAGACAUUUCAGUUGAAGAGAAUAUAUAAUUUGUAAAUAUAUAAACAUAUAUUAUAAUAUAUUAAUAAAUAUAUAUUUACAAAUUAUCUUCCUUCCUAGCAAUGCAAGCUUAUGUUGUAAUAAUAUAUCUAUCUAUAUUUACAAGUUAUCUUAAUAUGUUAAUAGUAUAUUUUUUCACAUAGAAAAACUAGGGGAUGAUAGAGAAAUUCCGAGUGCACAUUUGUGUCGAGUGUUUCAAAAUACAUAAGAAAAAAAAAAGAGAAAACAUUUCGACUAAUCUACGUGACAAAUGACUGUUGAAUAAUGUUAUGUAGCGCCUCAAUGUGUUCCCCUGAGAGAACGAUCGACUUCGAAACAGUUGUAUUCCGUUUAUUCCGAGACGUUCCGCAUACAAUUUUCAUUGGGACUCCGAACACACGCAUUUAUUUUCAAGCGCAUUAACAUUUAGCUAUUGUGCUAUCGAUAGCGACGAUACGUGCGUAUCGACGUCAAGCGGUUCGAGAUCGAAAGCCGGUUAAUUUAUUCUCGAGCAAACGUAUAUGCAUAUACACGGAACAUACGCGCGCGGAAAAGACAAUCCGGAUAUAAAAGAAAGGAUUAAAAAUACAGGAGAUAUUCUUUAAUUCUUUUCUUUUUCUAGAUCAGCUGCGCGCGCGCAUACACAUUCGCAUACAUGUACACCCACGCACAUGUUUGUAAAGUGUAGCCGCUCUACAGAUAUAUAUAUAUAUCGAAUGCUGGGCGAAAAUUGACGGGAACGAAACAUUGGAAUAUUUUUUCCUUGAUUUUUGAAGACACGGCGAAACAGUGCGUAGGAAGAAAUAUGUGCGCGUUUACCUUCGAAAGGAAAUUUGAACAGCCUCGUUGACUCGGAUAGAAAUGACUCGAUGGAAGAGAAAAUACGUUCAUCUUCCUUUGUGGAGCCGCAUGUAUUGUAAUGUUCUCCGCAUCUCUUCGCACUUACCGGUCGAAGACAAAUAUUCUAAAUGUUUCUAUUGGCUCGUAAAUAAAGCCUGUGUACAGUCGAUAUCUUGCGUUGAUUUCUCGCGCGAUUUCUUGCGCGAUUCUCAUUGAUAUUCGUCCGAUGAUAAUGAAAUGUGGAAUGAAAUGUGGAUGUAAUUUCUUGUUGCGCAAAGAGACCUCGGAUGAUGCGGUGCUUAUGUACCAUAUGAUUAUUACUGCGCUGUCGGUGUAUUUAUUGAGACGCAUGUGUAAAUAAAAGCGUGAAUCGAGCCGCCUAAUGCUGUACUAGUACACAAAGAAAGGAAGUUCGUCGGUAGUUAGUCGCUACGUGUUAGCCGACUUGCUAAUUUUCCUUCUCUUUGCGUUUCUCUUUCUCUUUUCUUUUUUUCGCUUCUUUUUCCCCGACUUCCAUCCGCAUCAAAUGUAGGCGCGAAAACGCGCGUGUCGUCGAUGUACACCUGGCGGCGGCCGAGUGUACAUUUUACUGUACGCUCAAUUUGUAACACAAUGGUGAUAGUAAAACUUAUAUACAUACAUA
This is a messenger RNA of Dinoponera quadriceps, 3409 nucleotides long. RefSeq names its product transmembrane protein 120 homolog. Lineage: Eukaryota; Metazoa; Arthropoda; Insecta; Hymenoptera; Formicidae. The transcript is spliced from 6 exons. Bases 305 to 1171 code for a protein of 288 amino acids. Gene Ontology annotation, cellular component: membrane. The record is from RefSeq and is a predicted model, not a curated record.